GCUCUACAGAGUGCCUCAAAAUUAACAUUUUUUAAGGCUGCGCCUUAGUGGCUUGGGCCAAUUUUUGCAUUUCAUGCACUCAACGGUACUACACAGAGAAGCGUCCCACACCACACAGACCUCUGGGUCUUCCGGUCUAUUACGGAUGUUGUGUUUGGAUAUACCAGGACCUCACAACAGACCACCACGAGGACCAUAAGCAGAUGCAUUAAACAGAAAAAAAUAAUUACUCGACACGGAUAUUCAUACGGUUGCAACGCUCAGAGGUAAAUGGACAUACUCGAAAUAACGAAUAAUAAAUGACCGUCCGCGAGCCAGGGACUACGCGCGCCGACCACAUCGGCAUUUCAUAAGAGCAUUGCAUGUCCAAUAAACCAUUUGGGUACCAUGGAUGGCGAGUUACCACCAUGGAAUAAACAUGGAAGCCAUGACAGCAGGCUUCCCUAUGAUACAGCAGGGGAACGUCAGGAGGAGCAUGACGUGAUAGGAGACAGUUUUGCUGCUGGAGAACAAAUGACACCACUGUCAUCUUGUAUGAGUGGUGCAUUUAAGGCUUUGCUACCAGAUUACCAUGGAACUUCUUCAGCAAUAUUAACAAACUCCGAUAAAUAUUCCUAUUCUCCUGAUAAACAUUGUCUCAUCCAACCUGACACUGCAGUGGAUGAAAAGUUAGCAGUGGAGAGAAGGAAAGAAAGUGAUUGUUUUAAAGACCCUUUGGGUGAAGCAUUAGCUAGUGCCACACAUAUGGUUCCUCUCAGGUGUGCCCAAUAUGUGACACACGAAAAGAACAGAGAAGUGGACCAGGGAAAUGGUAAUUGGACAUCAGUGAUCAAAGAUUCUUUAGAGAUGAGUAAUGGAAUGGAAAUGGAACAGACUUUAUCCAUGGAUGAACGUGGCCCCUUAAUGGACUAUAAUCCUAUAUAUAAAGGACCUGAAACUGAGGCAAAUUUUAGAUUUAAGGACCACUAUCAGAUUGCAGGUUCCAAACUAAACGAGAAGAUAGAUGGGGACGGAGUAAAAGAAAACUCGGAUUUCUUUAUGUCAAUGUUGUCAGAUGACAUUAGUAAAAAUAAAGAUGUUCUGGAAAUGGGAAAACAUGAGGAGCGAAGCAUAUUAGAUGUUGGAUCAUCUCUAGGAAAAGAGGAACUUGGAAUUACUGGAAUCAGAAAACAUGAGGCAGUGUUAUCACCAGGAUUCAACAGGAGUUCAUUCAUUUCUUUUUCUUCAUCAGAAAGUCUUAUGAAAAGCGAACAGUUUCCAGGUAAUCUUUUGCACAAUCAGUCUGUUGAUCACACUCUCCAGGGAACAACACAACAAUGUGGGCUAUCGUGCAAAGGUGUCAGUCCUAGAAAAACUGGCAGCACAAAUACUGGCUUCAAACAUGCAGAAGAAAACAUUGAAACUGCUCCUGAAAGUUCUACUGUAUAUGGUCUUCAUCAUCUUGAGCUUCAAAAGGGCUGUCACCAAGCAGAGGUUACAGAUGGAAAAACAGUUAAUUCUCAGGAUCUUUCCUCACAGCACAAUGUGCAAGAUGAGAGAGUAAAGACAAGCAAUCCACAUGUCUCUGAGACUACAGUAAUAAAACAAAAUUCUGCAUAUCUGCCCAACAGUCAAUACUUGGGCAGUAAGCUAAAAAAGCAAGUUUAUGAUCUUGUACCAACUCCAUCCUCAGUGGGCAGUCAUAACACAGCUGUGGUGGAAUAUGAAAAUGACAAACUGCGGAUCCCAACAGAAGAAAGAAUCUCUGAGAACAGUCUACCUGUGCCAGGAAAAAUAGAAACUAAUGAUAUUCAAGAGAAAUCUAUAAACACCAAAACUGAACUCAGUCUAAAGGUAGAAACAAAAUGUGCCCCUGAAAUUCAGAACUCUUCUUCAGAAUCAGAGACGGUUCCAGAUCUACCUGUUGUAUCCAACAGAAUUCACACUGAUUGUGAAUGCCAAGAUUCUCAGUUUGAGCCAGUCGAAAGUGGCAAAUUAGAUGAGCUUUGUUUUCAAGAGAGCAAUUCAAAAAAUGUGACAUUGACACUUACCUCAACUUCUGUGUUUACUCAAAGAAAUGCAGAUGAAUGUGAUAUUAAUGUCCAAGAAAAACAAAACCCAAUAAGUCUAAGUACAGUUCUUCUGCCUUUUAACGAGAAUGUAAAAAACUCUGAAAGAAGUGAAAAGGUACUUCUCAGCAUUACUUCAGAAAGCAGUAUUCCUCCAUCUACUGAGAAUAUUCAGGAAGCUCCACCUACUCCCACAUCGAGGACGGACUGCUCCUCUCAGCAUAACCUACAAAAAGCAUCGCAAAGGAAUAAGAAAGCAAGAAAAAGAAAACAAUCUGAACUUGAGGCAUUAAAAGGACCAAUACACAAAUCUAAUAAAAGAGAUGACUGUUCUAUGUAUGGAUCAGAAAAACUAGACACAACAGGAUGUGAGAAAGAUAAUCAAAAUGUUUUAUUGGCUGAUCAUGACAGCACUGCACCAGAAGAGGACUUAAUUACAUAUGGUGAUGUAAACCCACUUGCACCCAGUAAAAAAUGUCGGAUGGUACAACUUAAGCUACUGGAAGAUACAGCAGAGACCUCACAAAAGCCUGAUCAGUUCUGCUCUGAAGCCUCACAGGAAGAAGUACCAUCAAAUGCUAGCAUCAACAGGAAGGCUGUGUCUAGAAAGAAACUGAAGAAAAAAACAAGGUUACGUUUAAAGGCAAAAAACUCUGCUAUUCUUGACAAUCAGGGUUCGUCUCAAAGCACUGUCUUGUCCCCAGAAGAGGACUGUAAAUCACUUUUUCCGGCCAGUGACACCACUCCAAUGAAAGGAGUCAGUAAUCCAGCAGUAUUGGAACAUGCCACCUCUAGUCUAGAGUCCAUUUCAAACAAAUUACUAAAGUCCAGAAAAAAGGCUACAAAGCAAACACUACAAAGCAAAGAUGAUCCACAUAAAGAUGUUCCCACGUUGUUUUCAGAAGCUGAGCCAGACAUGGAUGUCAAAGGGCUUCCUUUAAAGGUUUCUACAGGAAAAAAUAGUAAUGCUACUAGUCUGCUGAAUAGACAGUCUUCACAAGACUCUGAGGGUCAAACAGAUUCUGUUUCAACCUCAGUGACUGAAUCUUUGAAAACUCUAAGCCCUCAGAAUAACCCAAAGAAAUCAAAGCAGAAGAAAAGAGCGCAUAUCAACAAAUCAGCAAAAACACCCAACGUGUGUCCACAAGAGGAUAUGGAAAACACGAUGACUCCUAAAACUAAAAAUGUGAAAGCAAAGAGUCCUAAGCAACCAGAUUCUGUUUCAAAUGUAGGAAAUGAAGUCGAGCCUCCUGUUAUUCUCAGAACACCAAGAAAGUCACCGAAAAAUAAAUUGUCACGGAUUAAAUGUGAAGCAAUACAUCUACCUGAAUUUGACCAAACAACAACUCAACAAAGUGCUUUAGAUGCACUUGCAGAAUCUGAUGUCAGCAUUGUGCAACCAACUACAAAAAGAACAAGAAAAAAACUUGAUAAAAAUGUUUCUCAUAAAACAGUCGGUGAGAACUGUGAACCCGUUCAUAUGACUCUUUCUUCAGUUGAUUCUGUGAAUGCUACAGAAACUGACUAUUCAGGUUUCAGCCAAAAGAACACAGAAAAGCCAUCAAGUAAGAGGAGAACGACAGACAUCAAGUUUAUAGAAGCACAAUCAUCUACUACUAGCCAACAGGACGAUGUCACUUUACCACCCUCAGAAGAUUUUUCAUCUAUUGUGGUUUCAAAUCCAGAAGAGACUGUGAAAGCCAGAUUUUCUAGAAACAAAACAAAUGACAACCACUUAAAUGGUAAUUUGGUAGAAGAAACAUCUUUGUUAGCAACUGUGACACAAGAAAGUUCUGUUUUACCUCCAGUGAUUGACUCUUCAAGCUGUUUUAGACUAAGCAGCCCAAUGAAAAAGCCAAGAAAAAUCAAAAAUGAGGCUGCAGAAAUACUCAGUGUACACCAGCAAGAAGAUCUGGCCGCAGUACCCUCAAAAUCUGAUGUAAACAUAGUAGCCUCCAGUUCACAGCCUCCAGUUCACUCCAGUUUAAAAGAAAAAAGAACUGUGGAAAAGGCAAUUAGGCAGGAAAUUAAGGAUGACCAUUCAGCUGCUCUUUUCAAAAUGCAGGCUUCUACACUCACUCUGAAGCAAACAGAAUGUUUUUCAACUUCAGUUCACAGCACAGCAAAAGAAUUUAGGAAAAUGUCUGACAUUAAACACGAAGCAGUACAUACACCCUCAGCUGACCAGACAAUGCAACAAGAAAUCCAUCCAUUUGAUUUUACAUCGGCCGCAGAAACGGAUAAUUCAGAUGUCCUCAAACAAAAGAAGACAAAAGUGAGGAUAAAAAAACAGCCUAAAAAGGCCACUAAAUGCAAAACACACAUUACCCAAGCAAUCAGCGACAUUAGAGAACAAUCUACAGUGCAACAAGAAAAUUCAGCUUUAAACAGAAAGACAAACUCAUGGUCAGAAGCCAUGACAAAGAAAUGUAAGGAAAAUAGAACAUUUGCACUGGAAGUCAUCAAUGAUCAACCAGAGGAUGUGGUUCUGCCUCCACCAGUAUCUCAGAGUAAGGAUGCAACACAAGACCCUUGCAUAAAGACAGACAAUGUGAAUGAAACAGCUGAAAGUCAUGUUGAAAACCAGGUUUUCAUUACAACUAAAGAUGUUGCCAGCCCUCGGGGCUCACAGAAGAAGGCAAAGAAAACACAAAAUAAACAAUUGCUUGAGCAAAAAGAAGAGAAUGAGCAAAGCAAUAACCUAGAGCUGGCUCACAGAGAGGGCAAAAUGUCAGAUUUACCAUCUGUUGUGAGAGGGGUAGCCACUGAGAAUUCUGAAACAGUCAGCUGUGACCAGCAUUUAAAGAUUGCUAAGAAGAAAUCAAAAAAAUCAAUGGAAAUUGCAGAAGCACAUGGAUUUACUAGUGUUUCUUUGUCUCAAGAGAACAACAUUGGAUCAGAUGAGGCAGGUGUCAUGGUCACUGUCACACAGGCUGCAGAUUUAUGUAAACUGUCUGAUAGUCAGACCGAAGGCUCACAGCAGUCUGAAAAAGAUGUUGCUAUGGUUGACCUCAAAGCCACAAAACCCCCUAAGAAAAGGGGUAGAAAACCUGGACGAAAGAAGAGGAAGAUGGCUUGCCUGUUAACUCAAACCAAUAAAGAAGAGGAACAUAAAGAUAUAUGUUAUGACAACAGAACUCCCUGUGAUUUUAAAAACAACACACAAAUUCAAACUUCUGAUAUUCCAGGAGAACCCGUACUGAAAUCAAGAAAAUCAACCCGCACACAAAAAAUAAACUCAGGUAUAGUUGUUGAGAAUAUGUUAACCCAGGGCAAGAGCACACUCUCUUUAGACAUCACUGAGUGUCACACAGCACUUGGUGAGACUCUUUCAAGUUCCAUGCAAACUGCUGAUUGUGAAAACCAAUACACUGUUGAGAAAAAGCCACGAAGACGAGGAAGACCCCCUUCAAAGAAACGCAAGAAACAGAAAUUAUUUGUAGCAAAUUUAGAAGAUAACACCUCUUCAUCUGUCCAGAUCUCAGAUCUCUCUCCAUGUCAAGACAGCACUGAAAGUACUUUCAAAGCAGCUGCAAGUCCAAUAAAGCAAAAAGACAUGGAUAAAAAUGUAAUUGUUACCAAACAAUUGGGAACUGAUCCCUCAGAAUCCCUUCAGAGUGCUAAUGAUCUCUUGUCACACAGCAUCCCUACAUCUGGGCAUAAAAAAGGGAAGAACCUUAAAAGUCCAAUGAGAGACCCAAAGUUAACAAGCUUGAGAGUAUCUAGCAGAACAUCUGUAACAUCUGUCAAAGGUUUUCAAAAAGCAGACAUAACUUCCAUCCCACAAAACUCCACAAAUGUGUUUAAUGAGGAAGGGAAAACAUCUUUCACUAUAUCUGGGACUGUGACAAAACAGAAACUCUGUGAAAAAAAUGCUAUUCAAGAUAGUGAUGUGUUGGCAGAUAAAAAGAUAGAGAAUAAGGCAACAAUUAAAGUACUGAGAGGAAGAAAACGUGGUCGGAAGAGACGAAAAAUUAAUGAUGGCUUGUUUGAACCUGCCAAAGGUUUACUGACAAAGUUCAGUAUGACAAGUAAACGUCCCACUGAGGACCAAAAUAAUAUAGUCACACCCGAGAAAAAUGAUAUUGAGAAAACCAAGUCAGACAAUGUUGAAAUGACUGCACCAAUAACUGCAGGGACCUGCAAGACAACACCAAAAACAGACAUCCUAUGCAGUUCUCCCAGUGACCUGUCCUCCAAUUUAAUGAAAGAAGUCAAGAAGUGCAAAGUGGAAGAAAACAGUGCAUUUGAGGUUUCCGUGCAGUCCUAUACUGAUAAUAGAGUAGUCUCAAGAGGAAUUUGUAAUUUAAUUUCUAGGAAUGUGGUCAAGGAGGAGUCGGAACAAAUUUCUCUGGAUACAAAAAUUAAACCCAACACUGAGCUGAAAUGUACUCAGGAAGCUGAUGGAGGAAGCAUGGAAAUGUCAGGAGAAAAAAUACUUGAUAACUCACCAGAGCCAGAAAAUGCAUUCCAGCCUUCUGCAGAAUGGAAGGAGGAUAGUUUCACACAGGAUAGUGAAGACUGUGUUGUAAUGCCAAACAACGUGACUAAUAACAGGACUAUAAGAUCCAAGCCUAAAGAAAUAGUGAAGAAACCUCUCACCUGCAAAUACUGUGGAGUUUCUUUUCGGCACAUUACAGCAUUUACCAUUCAUCAACGUGUUCAUACUGGGGACAAACCCUACAAAUGCAAGAUCUGUGGAAAAACAUUUUCUCAGCUGUCUAAAUUAAAGUCCCACAAUAACGUGCAUAAACAGGAUACCUCUUUUCCUUGUCCUUGUUGUAGCCAAAAGUUUUUGCAGAAAGAUGAUUUGCUAUGUCAUUUUAAAGUUCACCUGCAGAAAUCUCAAGCUAACAGUGAACCACAAAAACGCAUUAAGAGCAAGAGCAAUACUUCAUCAAAUUUGUCUUCGGAGACACCAAACAAUUGUGGGUCUCUUAUUCGCAAGAAAAACUUUGCAAAACGAGUCAAAUUGCAGGAUCACAUGCAAGUGCAUGAAGCUGAGAAGCCCUUGACUUGCAAAGACUGUGGGAAGACAUUUUUGAAAGAGUCAAGCCUCGUAGCUCAUGGAAAAACCCACUGGCCUGUUAAACCAUAUGCUUGCUCAAUUUGUGGAAAAGGCUUUAACCAACUAAAGGCCCUAAAAAAGCAUUCUCAAGACCAUGCUGGUGAGACACCUUUCUCCUGUUUUCAUUGCGGUCAUGGAUUCAGUGCCCUGUCUGCACUUAGGAUGCACCAAGCAUCGAAAACAUGCAUUGCAAGGAGAAAUGAUGAGGCAAGCAGUAACAUUGAGGGCUUCAUUGUAAGUCAAGGAGUUGAUGGUCAAGUGAACACACCAGUAUUCUUCAAGUGUCAAAUAUGCAAACAGCUUUUCAGGAAAUGGUGCCAAUACACUCUUCACCUUCAAACACACACCAGCUCUCCCCCAUAUAUUUGUUUUUCUUGUGGACAGUGUUAUGAGAAGGAUUCAGAGAUGAAUGUGCACUGUGAAGUUUGUUGCCAGUCAAGUGGGGAGGAGAAGAUUUGUGGUGCAUCACUCGCCGAAAUCUUGCAAAGUGUUACCCAAAUCUACCCUCUAAAGUGUACCUCAUCCCAGAGUCUACCAAGUACAGGAUUUCAGCUGAAUUCCCAAACACCAACCAGCUCAGAACAGCUCCCGCAACGGCCUCAAAUGGUGGAUGUGGAACCUACACAAACAAGACAUACAGACCCUUCAAAACUUCCUAAAACAUAUUCUGCUCAUUCACCCCUCAAGCUCCCAAAUGCUCAAUCACCCACUCGUUCAGAUGUUAACUAUACUUCCCCAAGUAGCUCUCUAGAAUGCAUUGAAAUAACUCUGAACUCAGAGCUGAAAUUUAAUUGUUCACGUUGUGGUCAGCGAUUCGAGAGGUACAGGGAUUUGAGUGCUCAUCUGCAAACGCAUGCUCCUGGUUUCAGAUAUACUUGUGCACAUUGCGGACAGUUCUUUGAAAGGUGGAGUAAACUAUGGCUACAUCAGCAGCGUCAUCGUCUAAAAAGCCGUUGUUACUCCUGUGCCCAGUGCAAUCUGCAGUUUCGUUUCUUUAGCUCUUUUAGAGAGCAUAUGAUUGACCAUGCCGGGCAGAGACCAUAUGCUUGUCCGCUCUGUCCUAAAACCUUCAUUCAGGAGGCAAGCUUACAUGCUCACCAAUGUGAGUCUCAUAAACUUUGUAAAAGUCUGAAAUGUGAUGUCUGUUCUAAGACUUUCAGUAGUUUAACAAACCUAAUCAAGCACAGUCUUCUUCACAAUGGCUCUACCUCUCACAUUUGUCUCCUUUGUAAUCUAUCAUUCACAAAUACAAGAGUUUUAAAGGAACACAUGAAAACACACACCACACACAAUGGACUGGCCCUCCCAGAUAUUCCAUCAAAGCCACUUGAUUUUCCUCACAAAUGCAAAAGGUGUAAAGCUAGCUUUUCAACUGGAGAUUUGCUCUACGCUCAUCAGAUACGUCAUUCUCGAGAUGCAAAGACUCACAUCCGUCCAGCGGUAUUACCUACCUCAAAACUGUCCGAUUCUUGUUGUAAUGACACAACAUCUUCCCCACCUUCCACUCACAGGAAUCAUAUAUCAAACCUCAAACUUGAUAGCAUACCCAAUGAUGACAGCCUGUAUGUUUAUUCCCACCCUGACAAGCUCUAUGUGUCCCCUUGUCACAGAGUACACAUCCCAGUCAUUGAUUUGGACCCUGAUGAACCAGCAGUCUCAGACUCUCAGAAUUCUGUUCCUGAACUUCCAAAUAGUGAAAUCACUUUUCAAUCUGACAGCUCACACCUACCUCAGGCCACUUCAGAUCAGGAAACCACCAACCUAAAUUCAAGUGAAAGCCUAAAGGUGAUGGCAAAUGGUCAACAUAAUUACAGCCUCAACUGUCAGACAAGCCCUACAUUUGUGGAGACAAGUGUUGACAUGGAAGUAGAACAACCUAGUCAAGAACAAGAGUCAGAGGAGAGUUUUGAAUGUGCAGACUGUACUGAAAAACUAACUAGCGUUUUGGGCCUUUAUGAGCAUUACAUACUUCAUGCAAUGGGAGAUGCAUAUGUAAAAGUACACUGAUCAUUGAUAAUGUUAGAAGGUAGACAUUUUCAGUUCCAAAAUGUUUUACGGUUCCAAUGUUUAAAGCAAAUAUUGGCAGAAUGCUCAACUUGAAUUUUUUACAUCUUGAACAGUGUGAAACAUUUGCUUUACGACUAUUCAUUCUAACAUGAUUGUUAGAAUUCUGAUACUGGGGUCAUGUCACUAUGCCUUAUCUCAGUUAUCUCUGUACUGCCAUUUAUCAUCUCCUUUUGUGCCUUCAGUGAGUUUUGGUUCUGUAAAAGAUCUGUAAAUAGGUAUACAUAAUCCUGUAUAACUCCUGUAUAACUCCAAAACCUCCUAAUCCUUCCUCUGUAAAAAUCGACACCAAUGUUCAACACCUUUUAAAAUUCAAUUUUGUAAUAUUGAGAGGCGGUUAAACAUAGACUAACCUUGAGUGUUCAUAUAUGAAUGUCUGGCUGGGGAAAAAAUAUACUGUUUAUUGUAAAAAUGUGUAGAUCUUGAAAACAUUAGAAUAUUUUCUUUGAAAAGAUCCAAAAGAUUAUAUGCUUUUAAGUGGAUUCUUUUUUUUUAAAAAUAAAACAUACUUACUU
Carassius auratus (goldfish) is the source of this 9695-nucleotide messenger RNA. RefSeq lists its product as uncharacterized. Gene Ontology annotation, molecular function: RNA polymerase II cis-regulatory region sequence-specific DNA binding; DNA-binding transcription activator activity, RNA polymerase II-specific. Gene Ontology annotation, cellular component: nucleus. The transcript has 5 exons. The record is from RefSeq and is a predicted model, not a curated record. Gene Ontology annotation, biological process: regulation of transcription by RNA polymerase II. The coding region runs from base 388 to 9123 and encodes 2911 amino acids. Lineage: Eukaryota; Metazoa; Chordata; Actinopteri; Cypriniformes; Cyprinidae.